This is a messenger RNA of Humulus lupulus (European hop), 2699 nucleotides long. Its product is annotated as auxin response factor 16-like. Gene Ontology annotation, cellular component: nucleus. The record is from RefSeq and is a predicted model, not a curated record. Gene Ontology annotation, molecular function: DNA binding; protein binding. Lineage: Eukaryota; Viridiplantae; Streptophyta; Magnoliopsida; Rosales; Cannabaceae. Gene Ontology annotation, biological process: regulation of DNA-templated transcription; response to hormone. Bases 451 to 2448 code for a protein of 665 amino acids. The transcript is spliced from 4 exons.
UAUCACACUAUCACAGGCAGACAGUCUGGUCGGCAACGAAGCUUCACUGAUUUAUAUCAUUUUUAGUGUGUGUGCGCGUGUCGGGCACUGUGACUAUACAUACAUAAUAUAUAUAUAUAUAUAAAUAUACGUAUGUAUUUGUUUUCUCAUAUAUAUAACCAAACUUCUCUUUUCACACAUUGAACCUACUCUUCUUCACACACCCGUUUCUUCACCAGAAAGAUUCUCCAGGCUUUUGAUUUUAAUUUUCAGGGAAUUUCAAUAUCCUUCAGUCCUGGUAGAAUUCUGCUGUCCUUUUUCUGAAUAGACGGUCGUUUAGAUUCCCUGAAAAUGCUUUUGUUUGUUUAGACUAGAAGACCCUGUAUGUGUCGAAGCUUUCUGGGUAGUCUUGUUAUUCAGUAUUCGAUUUUCUAAGUUUAAAGUGUCGAGGCUUUUUGUAUUUGCCUGAAGAUGAUCAGAGUAAUGGAUUCUGGAAGAGAACCAAUGAGGAUGGGUUUUGAAAAGUGCUUGGAUCCUCAGUUAUGGCACGCCUGUGCUGGUCCUCUGGUUCAAAUGCCUCCCAUUAACUCUAAGGUCCUUUACUUUCCUCAAGGCCACGCUGAACAUGCCCAAGGAAAUGUAGAUUUUGGGAAUUCUAGAAUCCCUUCACACAUUCUUUGUAAGGUAUCUGCCAUAAAAUUCAUGGCAGAUCCUGAAACGGAUGAGGUUUAUGCAAAAAUGGGGUUGACUCCUUUGAGGGAUAACAGUGAUUUUGAUGUUGAUGAUGAAGGGUAUCUGGGAAACAAUGGAAUUGAGAAUCCUGAGAAACCCAAAUCUUUUGCCAAGACUUUAACACAAUCUGAUGCUAACAAUGGGGGUGGUUUCUCUGUCCCUCGUUACUGUGCUGAGACUAUCUUUCCACCUUUGGAUCUUUCAGCUGUGCCUCCUGUUCAGAACAUUCUGGCUAAGGAUGUUCAUGGCGAGACUUGGAAGUUUAGACAUAUCUAUAGAGGUACCCCUCGGCGGCACCUUUUGACAACUGGUUGGAGUAAUUUUGUGAACCAGAAGAAGCUUGUUGCUGGUGAUUCGAUUGUGUUCUUGAGGGCUGAUAAUGGGGAUCUCUGUGUUGGAAUAAGGAGGGCUAAGAAGGGGAUUGGUUGUGGACAUGAAUACCCUUCUGUUUGGAAUCCUUUAGUCGGAAAUUAUGGUUCUCAAUAUGAGAAUAGAGUGAUGGGAAAAAGUGGUAUCAGGGAUUCGAGGGGAAAAGUGAAAGCUGAAUCUGUUGUUGAAGCUGCAACUCUUGCAGCCAGGGGACAGCCAUUUGAAGUAGUAUACUAUCCGCGGGCAAGCACCCCGGAGUUUUGUGUUAGAGCCCCGGCUGUAAGGGCUGCAAUGCAAAUCAGGUGGUGCUCAGGGAUGCGGUUCAAGAUGCCUUUUGAGACUGAGGAUUCUUCUCGAAUUAGCUGGUUCAUGGGUACUAUUUCUGCUGCUCAGAUUGACAAUCCAAUCCAUUGGCCUGAUUCUCCGUGGCGUCUUUUACAGGUGACAUGGGAUGAACCAGAUUUACUCCAGAAUGUGAAAUGUGUUAAUCCGUGGUUGGUCGAACUGGUCUCAAGCAUUCCCGCCAUGCAUCCAUUCUCACCACCAAGAAAGAAGUUGCGGCUUCCACAGAACCCAGAUUUUGCUCUUGUUAGCCAUCCUAUGCCAUUACUCCCCACCAACUUCCUCAACUCCAACACCCCUUUUCAUUGUAUUCAAGGCGAUUUUCCUGCAGGCAUACAGGGAGCCAGGCAUGCUCAAUUUGGGCCAUAUCCAGUGGAACUCCACCGAAAUGAACUGCAGCAGGGAAUGCAUCCACUUGGUCUUCGGCAGUUGGAUAUCGCUGAUCCUCUUCGAAAUCCUGGUGGUGAUUUCAUGAAAAGCACUGAGAACAGUGGGAAUAUUUCUUGCUGGCUGAAAAUGGGGCAUCCCAAUCAAAGCUUGAAGGCAAAUGAGGAAAUGAAGACACCUCACUUAUUAUUGUUUGGACAGGUUAUACUGACUGAAGAGCAGCUCUCCAAGAGUUCCUCUGGUGAAAACAGUUCAUCUGAGGGGAAUUUAGAGAAGACAACAAAUCAUUCUGAUAAUGGUUCUGGUUCAACAGUGAACUCAUCUGAUGGAAGGUCACCCUGGUACAAGGAUCAUCACGAUCAGAGAAGUGAGCUUCAUGGUUUGGAGACUGGCCACUGCAAGGUGUUCAUUGAAUCAGAUGACGUGGGAAGGACCCUUGAUCUUUCUCUUCUUGGUUCAUAUCAAGAAUUGUACAGAAAGCUGGGUGACAUGUUUGGUUUAGAAGAAGGUUCAGGGAUUUUUAAAAAUCUUCUAUAUCUGGACGCAGCAGGUUCUGUUAAACAAACCGGAGAGGAACCCUUCAGUGAGUUUUUGAAGUCAGUAAGAAGGCUAACCAUCCACACGGAUCCCAGGCAGUGAAACUUUAGGAACAUAUGAGAAACUCUCCUUUGAAUUGUACAGCUGAAAUGACUAAGUUUUUAUUUCAUGUUUUCCCCCCAACAAUUUGUGGGAUAAGAUCGACUUGUUUUAUUUUGGAUGAUGAUUUAACUUUCCAGGAAAACAGAGUUCAUGUUUUUUCUUUAAACAACUUCCUGCCUCUAAUGUUGUGUUAUGUAAAUAUUUUUAUGUUUUCUGUCAACACAAAAAGAACCAACUAGCCUUUUUGCCUA